UCUUGGUCAUACUACUACGAUUCUGAUGGCAACUCCCGGGUCAAGUCCCACCAUGUAUUGCUUCUCAGUGUGAUCAUAGCUGCUCUUGUUAUCUUCCACUUUAGGCACAAGAUCGCUGAGGCCCAUGACAGGUACAGGACCAGAAGGAGGUCAGGGGGCUAUCUUGGGCUCAGCGGGUUUCAAGACGAUAUCGAACGAGGCUUGACAAGCAGCACCUUCGAUCUCGAACAGAACAUCGCUAGCAGUGACUCCAGACUGGGUUUGCUGGAGGCAGCAACUCAGGAGAUCACAAGGAUUAUGCGGAGGGAGGGCCUCACAUUUGACCAGGCUCGACUAGCCUACACCCAGCGCCAAUUGGACUCCAAUGGCAUCGAUAAGGAUGGAGUGCCUCGCGACCCCAAGCUUGUGACGUUU
Messenger RNA from Suhomyces tanzawaensis NRRL Y-17324, 414 nucleotides. RefSeq lists its product as uncharacterized. NCBI's taxonomy places the organism in Eukaryota, Fungi, Ascomycota, Pichiomycetes, Serinales, Debaryomycetaceae. The annotation marks the transcript as partial. The record is from RefSeq and is a predicted model, not a curated record. The transcript has a single exon.